AUGGGAUUUUCUCCCAGCAGUGCCUUUGUUACGCAGAGUCUGAGGGCUGCCAGUCGCCGUCCUUCUCCGUCACUAUAUCUGUGUCCAACUUGUUCCAUACGACAUUUCCGCUCUUCGCGGAGGAGCAAUUCACGCGCGGGUCCCAACCCCCGACUCGAAGCCUUCGGUAAAAUCAUUAGAGAUGAGUACGCGGUAGUCCGAGAUCAUUAUGAGACUCCCAAGCAUCCCAUUGUUCUCGCACAUGGCCUGCUUGGAUUUGAUGAACUACGACUUGCUGGACCUUUUCUCCCAGGGGUCCAGUACUGGCGUGGUAUUAAGGAGGCGCUCUCGAUGAAAGGCGUUGAGGUUAUUACCGCGACUGUGCCGCCGUCGGCAUCUAUUGAAAUGCGAGCGGAAGUACUAGCAGAGACGAUCACAUCUGCUGCGCGGGGAAGAGAAGUAAAUAUAGUAGCUCAUAGCAUGGGGUGA
This is a messenger RNA of Aspergillus puulaauensis, 468 nucleotides long. Its product is annotated as esterase/lipase family protein. The record is from RefSeq and is a predicted model, not a curated record. The transcript has 4 exons. Lineage: Eukaryota; Fungi; Ascomycota; Eurotiomycetes; Eurotiales; Aspergillaceae. Bases 1 to 468 code for a protein of 155 amino acids.